AUGGGAGAACUACUCCAUGGAGAAGAAAGCAAAAGCAGAUUCAGACACGGAAUUCAUACUGCAAAGGAUGGAUUCCUGCUUCUGGACGUUGAUUGGCACUUCUCCAAGCUCAAGCUGGCCUCCAAUGGUGUUGAAGAUCAAUCUAGGGCACUUGGGAACUCUUGCUCGUCACUUUCUCUCUCUAGAAGUCGUUCUUUCUCUCAAAAACUCGAAUCCCCUUCUGUUUGGCUGAAAAUCUGCUUAAAAAGGCAUCAGCCAAAGCACGGUCGAGGGCACGGCCGUGUAAUGCCUCAGCCCGCCCGUGCUUUGGCUAGUGUUAAUUACACGGCCAGUGCAUUGGGAGAAACACGGCCGUGCUUUGGUGGAACACGCCCGUGCUUUGGCAGAACACGCCCGUGUUUUGUUUUGGCCCUGCCCGUGUAA
Messenger RNA from Linum trigynum, 423 nucleotides. The record is from the annotation of a GenBank genome assembly. NCBI's taxonomy places the organism in Eukaryota, Viridiplantae, Streptophyta, Magnoliopsida, Malpighiales, Linaceae.